Blastomyces gilchristii SLH14081 is the source of this 1686-nucleotide messenger RNA. RefSeq lists its product as uncharacterized. The record is from RefSeq and is a predicted model, not a curated record. Gene Ontology annotation, molecular function: snoRNA binding. Gene Ontology annotation, biological process: rRNA processing. The transcript has 2 exons. NCBI's taxonomy places the organism in Eukaryota, Fungi, Ascomycota, Eurotiomycetes, Onygenales, Ajellomycetaceae. Bases 72 to 1322 code for a protein of 416 amino acids.
CGAAGCUUGUGCCAGAACCAACCAUUGAUACAAUUAUUUGGACGGGGAUUUUUCUUCUUCCCUUUUUCCUUAUGUUGUCUCAUAUCGUCACAGCUGCCCGAGGCUUAUUCGCGAGACCGGACCCUGGGGUCGAACAAGACACUCCACCCACCGUAGACCACACAUCCGAUCCAAUUCCUGCGCAUUCUUCACCCCAGAUGGUGUCAGCUACUCGACGGGGUGUAUUCCCUACUCCUGCUGCGGAGGAGUCGGCGGCAGCAGUGGCGGACUCAUCACCAGCUACGAGGGGGAAGCGAAAGAUUGCUACUUCGAAUCAUGGGGCGGAAAGCCAAGCACCUAAACGCAGGAAGCAGAGAGGUCCUAGCAACAUGGGCUCACACGCUACAAAACCCGCCGAGACAGAAAAGGGCGUUUUAAAAAAGUUGCCCUUCCGCACUACCGGUUCAAGCGACAUUGUCGGGUCCGAUAUACAACCUGAAGAGGACACAUUAAAUGUUUCAAUUAGUGCGCCUAAUGUGGCUGACGAAGCAGCACCCAAUUCCACUGCCAAGGCCACACAUGUUCGCUUUGGGAGCGAGGAGCCCGCGCCGGUGCUCAAUGGAGAGAAUGAGCAAUCUACGGAGGGAAAGAAGCCCAAGGAGUCUCACGAUAUGGAGGAGGACAGUGAUGAUGAUGACGAAGCUCCUGAAACAAUAGACAACGCUGCCCAGCUACGGAAGCUAAAAGAGAAUGCCCGAAAAGAAGCGAAGACUAAGCAGAGGACCGAUGCACUAAAUAAAGAAAAACGAAGAGAGCGGGAUCAACGCCUAAAAGCCCAAGCAGUCUCAAAACCCGCUCCUUCGAGUAAAGAACAUACCCCGUCCAUUCCACAAGAUCUCCGCGCAAGCAAAGAUGAAAUUCUCUCCGAGAGCUCCGUGACGAUACAAGGAUCUAUAUCAAAACCCAUCCGAUCACUUCCCAUGCUACUCCCAGAUGAGAUCUUGAACGCGGAACCUACAUCAAACCAUAGUAGAAUCCCCACCCCACCAUAUGAGAUGGAUUCAUCGUCCCUAGCCGACAAGAUGUCGAUAUCGAAGUCGAAGAAACUUAAGUUUCUGGAUAAGCUUGAGAAGCGGCCGAAGGACGUUAGGAUUGGGGGAACGUCGAUUCGUGUUCUGGAAAACUCGGGUAGUGGUGGUUUGCGUGGGGUCAGUUUACCGCCCAAGUCAUCCAAGAGGAGCCGCCGGGCGCGUGAAAAUCUGUUGACUGGAAGCCGCAGGUUGCCUGGCGGUGGUAGUUUAAGGAGGACGACGGGCGGAGCUUCGGGGUUUGUUCGAAAGUGAUACUCCUAUAUUUUAUGAGGUAGAGUGUUAUCAUAGAGCGUAAAGAGAACAGCAGCGUUUGUAUUAUGGAUUUGUUUCUGGCGUGAUGGUUCCAUCGAGCGGAGAUAUUUUGAUACCCAUAUGGGUUAUUUUUGUUUGGCUAAGCUUAUUGAAGAGCGAUUGUAUUAAUCUAUUUACAUACGCGCCUCCACAUCCACGGAUCCAAUCAUUCCCAUCCUCGUUAUUGUUGUGCUUGAUGUCCACUGGAUUUACAAGCCGCGGCCACAGUCGCAUCUUCAGAGAACUGAUAUAUGUAUCAUCUCCCGGACCUGUACGGAGGGCACCUUAUUGCGAGGUCAAAUUAAGGUUUGUUUCACGUGUCAAG